AAAUUAACAAGUUAUGAUUGAUUUUCCAUGUACAGUACAUUCCUUUAUAUGGGGAACUUGGCCCCGACCGAGGUAGCCGCCACGUAGACAUGUGGCUAGCAUAGUUGCGACAGCCCGCUGGUGUAUCUAGUCUUCUGCAUACCUGUAUAUCUAUGGAGCCGUUGCUGUCACCGCCUUUACGGGUAACACGGUGAUUGAAAAGAAGCACCUACAGGAAGACAAGGAGAAGAGGAGCAUGAUGAUGAUGGAGGUGAUGGAGCCACCACCAGGUGUUGUUGGCAUAACAGAGGAGAAGAUGGAGAACGAAGUGAACAGCCACUGUGACCACACCACCAGUAAUGACAUCACUUCCUGUAUGGACAAAGCCACCACAAAAGUCACAAUGGAAACAGAACAGAGCUGCGCAGCACCACAGAAGAGCACACAUGUGGUUGUCUACAGCGACAACAAGAACCCGGCCAGUGAGAAGCUGCAGAUGGUCCGCAAGUGGAGCAUCAACACCUACAAGUGCACCAGGCAGGCUCUGUCGGAGAAACUGGGCCGAGGAUCUCACACCGUGGACCUGGGCCUGAAUCCCCGCUUGGAGCUGCUCAAAGACGACCGUCAGCGCUACAAUCACGUCACCCAGCUGGCGCAGACUCUGGCCAGUCAGCUGGCUCAGCUCACCACCACCCAGAAGACGUUGGGGAACGCCUUUGCUGAACUGAGCCUCAAAACACCCUCGCUACAUGUGGAGUUUGGCAUCAAUGCAGAGGCUCAGAAGUUUCUGUCCAAAGACGGCGAGACUCUGGUAGCCGCUUUCAACUCCUUCACAUCUGACAUGCAUACGCUGGUCAACAAGACCAUCGAGGACACCAUGAGAAAUGCCAAGCAGUACGAGGCCAUCAGGAUCCAGUAUGACGCGUACCGGGUGGACUUGGAGGAGCUCAACCUGGGCCCACGUGACACCACCACCCUUCCCAAACUGGAAAAGGCCCAGAAGGACUUCCAGAGCCAGAGGGAGCGCUACGAGCAGAUCAGGGACGACCUGACUGUCAAGCUUAAGCUGCUGGAUGAAAACAAGGUGAAAGUGUUGCACAACAACUUGUGGCUGCUCCACAGCGCCGUGGCCGCUCACGCUUCAUUGUGUGACAAAUUCCUGCAGCAAAACAUACAGCAGGCUGGCGAGCGUCUCGCCAACCCCAGCGUGGACGCCCCCUCUUGGGUGGAGGAGUCCUGACACGCUGUUUGGAGCGGUUGAUCCGCGGUUAGUUCGGUAGGAUGUAAUGUUUAUUUAUAGCUGACUUAAUUUACAGUACCUGUUGUGGAAAGUUCUGCCAAAGUGAUUGAGAAAAUGGAAAAUAUGUUGAUUAUGUUGUCAUCACGGUACCAGAGGGAAGUAUGGUACCGUACAGGGUCUAAUUAUAGCCACUGUGCAUUUUUUUACCCAAAGUGCAAAAGGAUGGGGUGUUAAUUGGAAGCAGGCGAUGGAGGGAGAGGCUGCUUGAAAACUAAUUUUAUACAUAACAAGUUUGUUUUUGUACAUUAAAAAAUGACUUGGAGUGCAUGAGAAAGGGAAAAUGUUGCUCUGUUAGACCACAUGGUCAUUUUAUGAUCAACUAUAUUGAUUGCACUUUACAGCGGCAACAGAAGCCAUUUUGUGGAAGCGGUGAGGAGAUAACUGCUAAGUUAGCAUUCAUAGCGCUGAUGAGUUCAUUGAAAAGUGUGCAACACAUGACUUUCACACCAACAUUUUAAAGUGCAUGCAGAGAUAAAUAAAGCUGUUGGAUGCUGACCACAAAUGAUACUUGAAAAGAAGCAAGCACCAUUUUGUGGAGUUGAUACAAAAAAAAAAAAUACACCAAAAAGUUGCCUCCAGCCACAGCUGUUAAUGCUAAUGUUACUUUAUUUAAAAAAUGUUUAACCUAUUUAAAUAUUGAUUGGGGUUACUUGCUUUUUUAGCCCACACACCCGGUGACUAUUGGGAGACUUGCCGUUUAAUGUGACAGAAGUAUUUAGGGUGUGUGAAUACUAUUAAUUAUAAUUAAUUAUAGAAGUUCUAUGGGAUCACAUGGUAAUUAUAUUGUGUUCUUCUGCUUUUAAAUCAACUUUAUUUGUGCCUCCCCUCACUCCUUGAAGCGUUACAGAGGUCUCCAACAAAUAUGUCUUCAUUGGCAAGAGGCAAUAAACCAUAUUUGUGUGCAAUAAUGUCCCCAAAAAAGAUAUUUUAAGGGAACUAAUCUAACAUUCCAACUUUAAAUUAUGACCAAAACAAUUAUGUUCUUCUUUUUCUUCUUUUUUUUUUUUACUGGACAAAUUGUUUUACUUCCUUUUGUUUGUUGUUUCCCAUUUUACACCGCAGCCAAGAGUACAUGCAUUGUGUUUUAAUGCCAUAUUUGACUUUUGAAGGAUUUCUUACUGUAAAAGUAUGUUUAAUGUUUAAGAGACUGAACGUCAGUUACUGUCAAACAUUUAGGAGGUUUAGUCAAGUCCUCGCAGGCUGGCUGCUCUUUAACUAUUUGAAUGUGUCUUUACGGGAAGUGAUGAAAUGGAGUUUGCUGUUGUUGGUGUCUUUUAAAAAUAAAUAAACCAUGGCAGAAUAUACGGAUAAAUAUUAU
Messenger RNA from Entelurus aequoreus (snake pipefish), 2597 nucleotides. Its product is annotated as arfaptin-1-like. Lineage: Eukaryota; Metazoa; Chordata; Actinopteri; Syngnathiformes; Syngnathidae. The transcript is spliced from 8 exons. Gene Ontology annotation, biological process: intracellular protein transport; regulation of Arp2/3 complex-mediated actin nucleation. Gene Ontology annotation, cellular component: trans-Golgi network membrane. Gene Ontology annotation, molecular function: protein domain specific binding; phospholipid binding. The record is from RefSeq and is a predicted model, not a curated record. The coding region runs from base 236 to 1219 and encodes 327 amino acids.